Messenger RNA from Acanthocheilonema viteae, 482 nucleotides. The record is from the annotation of a GenBank genome assembly. Lineage: Eukaryota; Metazoa; Nematoda; Chromadorea; Rhabditida; Onchocercidae.
CAGAAAAAGUUACAAAUCGCGGUCUCUGUGCCGUAGCUCAAUGUGAAUCAUUACGUUACAAAUUGGUUGGUGGUUUAGCUGUUCGUCGCGCUUGCUAUGGUGUGUUGCGUUUUAUCAUGGAAUCCAACGCGCAAGGGUGUGAAGUAAUUGUAUCGGGGAAAUUGCGCGGUCAGCGAGCUAAGUCAAUGAAAUUUGUUGAUGGAUUAAUGAUCCAUUCCGGUCAACCGGUAAACGAAUACAUCCAGCAAGCAGUUCGUCAUGUUCAACUUCGUCAAGGUGUUUUGGGCAUCAAAGUGAAAAUAAUGCUUCCGCACGAUCCUAAAGGAAAUAUGGGACCACGUAUUGCUUUGCCUGACCAGAUUCAUAUCCAAGAACCGAAUGAAGCACCGAAUCCAUUGCACCCAGAGUCGGAACAUAAACAGGAAAAGAAGGACUUAUUGCAAUCGAUGUCGGGUCAAAUGCCGCAAAUACCUCCUUAUUAA